Anopheles coustani is the source of this 964-nucleotide messenger RNA. RefSeq names its product syntaxin-8. NCBI's taxonomy places the organism in Eukaryota, Metazoa, Arthropoda, Insecta, Diptera, Culicidae. Gene Ontology annotation, molecular function: SNARE binding; SNAP receptor activity. Gene Ontology annotation, cellular component: SNARE complex; endomembrane system. The transcript has 3 exons. Gene Ontology annotation, biological process: vesicle fusion; intracellular protein transport. The coding region runs from base 112 to 831 and encodes 239 amino acids. The record is from RefSeq and is a predicted model, not a curated record.
GCACUCGAUCGUCUUAUCAAAAUAAUUUAAUUACUCACCAGACGGGCAGUUUUUUACGUGAUUGGAAGUGCAAAAACUGGAAAACUUAUUGCUGUAACGUGAUUCACUACGAUGGCUUUAAUCAACAUCGAUGGAGAUCCUUGGUUAACCGAACUGGAUGCUUGCGAAAACUUGAGCAAUGAAAUACAGUCCCAACUAGCAGCACGCAAUCGAGAAAACAAGCUAUCGCGCGAAUAUGGUGUCUUAUCGGGUACCGUACGUGUGCGCCUGAAGCAGCUUGGCGGAGAGCUUGAACAGCUUAAUCGGAAACUCGGUCUCAUUUCGGGAACGCUUACGUCGGGCGAGGCAGAGCGAAGGCAACGCAAAAUCGAAGCCUUACAAACAAAGAUGAUUCAGUUGCAGCGCCAGUUCACAAACGUGAAUCCCUCAUCCGAACGCACCGACCUGUUUCAAACGUCCAACAGUCGAGGGGUAACGUUCGCCCAAGACGACGACGACGAUGAUCCAGCGCUGAUUGCAUCGAGCAGCAGCUAUACGGUCGCUGAUCUGCGUGCCCAGCAAACCCGCAUCCUAGAGGAUCAAAACGAAGGGCUUGAGGCACUGUCACAGGUGAUCGCACGGCAAAAGGUAUUGGCAACCCAGAUCGGUGGCGAAGUGGAUCUUCACAACGAAAUCCUUGACGAUUUGGCCCAAACGAUGGAAACAACGGACAGUCGGAUGAAUCGUGAAACCCGAAACAUAGGGACAAUUACCACGCAGGAUUCGACGUGGAGCUACUGGAUCGUUAUAGGUCUCCUUUUUGUUGCAAUUAUAAUUGCGGCUGUGCUUUGAACCGUUGUUUGUAUAGGUUUACGGGAACCCGACGGCUGUUUGUGCCGAUCUAUUUGUAUAACCAAAUAUACUUAUUCCACUAACAUUUUAGAUUAUCCUUAAACAUCACUCAAGCAUUGAAAUAUAUAUAUAU